AUGGACGCACGACAUGGGCUCCUCUCGCUCAACGACGAUGUUCUGCUCUACGCCUUCUCCUUCCUCUACGGCACGGAAGCAUGCGGCAUCGUGCUUACCUCAAAACGUCUACACGCCCUCGCUAAUCGUCGUCUUGCCGCGAGUGCAGAAUGCUCUCACCCCUUCGCAUUCUUGCCUCUUUGCAAGCAUCUAUUACAAGGUCCCCAGCCACGCGCCCGGUACCUCGAGAUAUUAGACCUGCGGAUCGAUGGCAUCGACACGGUCUACGACGCAGAAGAGGUGCCGUACGGACGUCUGCUGACCGAUCUGCUAGCAGCUGCACAGAACAUCCGCGAGCUCAUCCUAUCUUGCCGACCAGAAUCGCUUGACCCAUGCUCUCGUAUAGGUCGUACUCUGGUCACAAUGCGGCACCUCGUCGACCUGCGUAUCCGCAACGUCGACGACGAUGCCCUCGCCCUCCUGCCGAUGCUGAGCGGGUCCCUGAGACGUCUCGCUCUGUGGUAUAGCUCGACAGCUCCGCAGUCGACCUCAUCACAGAACGCCCUCCUCGGUGCGCUUACAAAACACCCGCGGCUCGAAAGCCUCGAACUGCGAUACUUCAGCCCACAACGACCGUUCGUCGGUGUCUCCUCCGCUGAUCACCCCCAAUUCACUUCCCUCCGCUGUCUUUCCAUAAAAGAGGGCAGUGUUGCAGCGACUUCGCUCAUCGACCUCUUCCCACACCUAGCCCUUAUCGCUGUACACGUAUCCCAUCAUCCGAAUGCGCCGCUCCCGAUGGGCAUGGUCGCUGCAUGGCGCUGGCCGCCGCUGAAGGUGCUAUACAUGGACGAAUCGUUCGCUCUCCUCGCGCAACACCGCGUCAGCCAGGUGGAGAAGAUCGUCAUCAUGAAUGAGAUGCGGCCCUCCGACGUGCUCCUGCUGCGGGACCCGCUCGACGCCAUGCUUCGCGCCGCAUCUCCUGUGCAGGUGUCCCGGUUCGUUUCGGUGGAACCAGGCGCUAUGCAUGCGUUGGCGCGGAACCUCGCGGCCUUGCCCAGGUUGCACACCUUGGAGCUCUGCCUGCAGCGUAAAGACUGGGAGCAGAGAUACAUCCCCGACCCGGAGGAGCAGUGGCUGAUUGACAGUGUGGCAUCCCUAGGGCACCUCAAAUUGAAGAGUCUCCGCUUAAUCGUCUAUGUGGACCUGGCACUCUUCGACUCGCCGAUACCUAUCGAACUAUCAGGCCGAGAGCAGCCUAUAGCGGCGGCGGCGGCGGUCCCGCUUCACGUCAAGUUGACCAGGGCAAUACCUACACUACAUCUCUUCGGCGUUGUCUCCGAAUAUUGGACCACGAACACGAAGCCGCUCGGGAAGUGCGACUCUGCCGACAGGACUGAAGCUGCAAACCCGUGGUACGUGGCCCCAUGGCUCAGGCCGAUGACCCGCUGUGGGUACUAUCGGCGCUGGUGGUGCCGCAGCGCUGGAGAUGGAGCAGAUCUGGCCGAGCUCUCCGAAGACGAGGCGAAGAAAAUGCACGUCGAGCGUGCUUUCGCCUAG
Molecule: messenger RNA, 1536 nt
Organism: Trametes versicolor FP-101664 SS1
Lineage: Eukaryota; Fungi; Basidiomycota; Agaricomycetes; Polyporales; Polyporaceae
Exons: 2
Coding region: 1-1536 (511 amino acids)
Source: RefSeq, a predicted model, not a curated record